AAUGAGCAAAUACAAACCACAAUAAACGAACAUCUUAAUAAACUGGAACAAGUUGGAUUAAUGGGUGGUGAACCAGAUCUUAAUAACAACCAAGCUACAGAAGAAAAGCAGAGCAAUCUCACAAUAUUUAUAACAAUAUACUCAUUUGCAGGAACAAGAAAUGACAUUAUUCAAGAUAAUUAUUCACCCAUUUCUACAAUCAACAGAAGGAUAGUAAAUCCAACAACACAAGACACUGCAUCUAAUGCAGAUAAUGUACUGUCAAUAAUAAGACACAAGGCUUACAAAUAUUAA
This is a messenger RNA of Cetraspora pellucida, 294 nucleotides long. NCBI's taxonomy places the organism in Eukaryota, Fungi, Glomeromycota, Glomeromycetes, Diversisporales, Gigasporaceae. The record is from the annotation of a GenBank genome assembly.